AGUUUAGUUGCUGAGAACACUGCCACAAUGUCUACCAGUCAGCACCGCAACUCCAUCGACCGUCCCACCAGCUACCACCCCCCUCCCUCCAGCUACCACGGCCCUGGGUCUGUGGACCGACCCUUGUUUCCUGUCGGGUCGGGAAUCAAAAUACCACAGGUCGGCGACCACGCUUCAGUCGCACCGAGCAGCCCCUUUGUUCCCGUCACCUAUCUCACACGAGAGAAAACCCACGUCCCUACGGCCUACCUGAAGAAGAUCAGCUGCGAUUUGACUUUCACGCAGGAUGUAGUAGAAUCGCGUGCCGUGCACACACUUCCGUACAGCUUGGACAGACUAAAACAAGCCUUGGACUACCGUAACAUCAUCAAGGUGAAAACAGCCAGGCCCAAGAUGGUGGAUGGGCGACACGACCGCAGGGGUCUGGACACGAAACACCUGCCCUGUCACCUGCAGAGGAGACAUCCUUACAGGUUAAGGCCUCUGGGCAAGAAGGAACAACAAAGGCAGGAGGCACAAGAUGAAGAAAUGACUGAGCCUCAGACAGGAACUUUCCUUACAGAAGUCAAGGAGGGAAAAGGGCAGAAAAAGGGGAAAGAUAAAGUAGAGACUGAUGUGGAAGUGGAGGCACCGAUUCCUGUUGUAAGGAUGAAGGCACCACACGACUGGGAUGAGUACGUCAUGACCAAGCUGAGUCGUGGCACGGCGCGGUGGAUCGUACGGGAGAGAGUUCCCGCGGGGGAACAGAAGGAACGACUGGACAGGUUUCUGGAGCAGAGAUACGGGAAGAGGCCAGAGUUUGUGUACAAGGAGGAAACAUCACUGAGUUUGAAACAAGAUCGCUCCAAAAAGAAAGUAACAAUACAAGAAACGUCCAAAGGAAAGGUGCCCACACCACCCGAGUCCAAGUCUGUUGUACCCUAUGAGGACCCCACCCAGACUCUGGGCACAUAUUACCAGCUUCCUGGGAGACAUUCCAAGAAAGUGGAGUACAGAGAACCAGGUGCCACUAACAACACAGCUGAAGUGGUUCAGGUGAAGCCCCUAAAGCCGCCGCCCCCUCCCACCCUGGAGGAGCUGCUGAACCCUGCCCUGGAGGUCUUCAUCUACAGAACCACCAACCAGUUUGAGAGGGAACUGCUCUCAGGUAUGGCCAGCCAAGUGUACCAGAAGACUGGAGACAAACACAGGAUAUUCAUGGACAGUCAUGCAGAGUACAAGACUGAACUACAGACUCAGUACCCACCAGACCCGCUCAUGUGGCUAUCAGAGGAGGAGAGGGAACAAGCCAGGAAACCCACCAAGAUCAUCAGGGGUCUGCAGCGCUGGACCAAACUGCCCGAGCCUGCUGAUUUUGCAUCAGAAGGGGGCGUUGUUCCACCCAAGCCUGAGGACACGUCACCAAAGAAGCGAGACGAUGGCAAACAGAAGGCUCGAGAGGAACGGGAUGCUGACCCGCUGUUGAGAAUAGUUGAGGAGUGGCGAGACAAGUUCUACCUGAAGAACCAGUGGCAGGACUGCACUAUUGACAGCCUGCUGGAGUCCAUGGAGGACGUGCACGAGAUCACGCGCCUCAUCGCGGUGACGGUCUGCUGCCGGGCCGCCGCUCAUCGCGCUCUACCUGAGGACGAUAUGUCCAACGACUCGGGCAUGGUUGUGAUGAAGGCGGAGACUGGCCCCAAACAGGGCGUCCUGCCCAGCAGGCUGGUGGAGGGGGUGGAGCGACUGCUGGAGGACCCUGUGCUCAAAGUGCGCAUGGCAUCUGCCAUCUGCUUCUACACCAUGGACAGACACAACGACAAGGCGAGAGCCAUGAUGUUCAGUAUGCUGCAGGAGGGAGGGCCGGCGCAGCGCUGGCUGGCGGCACAGUGCCUGGCCACGGCGGGGGAGGUGGAGCCGCACAUCGUCAGCGAGAUUGUGUUUCAGCUCUUCAACACCAACAGUGACAUGCGGCGAGACCAGGCUAUCAUCAUGCUCAGCAAGAUGAGUCAGAACACGACGCUGGUCCACUCCAUGCUGGCUGAACAGCUGAACAGCAGCAGCUGGACCAGACGCGUGCUGUCCUGUAAGGUCAUCCCCAAGCUGUAUGGACCCAUCAACAAGGACCUGAUGCACAAGCUGUCCACACUGAUGUGGCAUGACUGGAGCAGCGAGGUGCGGAAGGCCGCCGCGCAGACUCUGGGACGCACCGGGCACGGGAAGGAGGUCCACAAUGACCUGCACUUCCGCCUGACCAACGGCAACGAACGAGAGAAAAUCGACGCACUGAACAAGAUCGGCCACCUCGGCAUCAUGACCGCUCGGCUGCUCCCUCCCUUCAUGGAGUGUUUCCAGGACCCAUAUAUCUCUGUCCGCAUCGAAGUCUGCAACACCGCAGGGCACCUCAAGAUCACGGACGACGCAGCACUCAACACGCUCUUGGAGAUGGCGCAGUUUGACCCCUGCUGGAAGGUCAAGGCUCAUGCUAUCCAUGCCCUGGGUCAGAUCGGGAUGAUGACGGAGGAGAUCGUGGAGAAGCUUCUCUGGGCGCUGAAGUAUGAUGACACGCCGGGCGUACGGGCGCAGGCGUGCCGCGCCAUCACCCAGCUGGGUCUCCAUGACGACGAUGUCAUCGCUGUCCUGCAGGACAGGACCAUCGUGGAGCCUGAUGACAUCGUACGAAGUGAAGUAGUGGAGGCUCUUCAAUCUCUUGGGCUCACUCCCACUGGAGACCUGGAGACACUGCAGGCAAUUAAGAAUGAAGUGGGGAGACUGUGCACUAGAGGGAACAUCGCUGCCAAGAUUACAAAGAAGGAACAGCGGGAUGACAGGACUGAGAACAAAGACCGUCUGUUGUCCUCCUCAGAACCUCCGGUGAAACAGGAACGAGCUGUCCCCAGUCGUUCCAGUAAGAGUCGAAGCUCAGCCCACCCCACUAUUGUUGUAAGUGAGGAUGGCUUGGACCGUAACGAUACACCCUGGAGCGUUGCAGAUGCUGAAAUCCGAGCCCUACUGCACGGCAGGGCCAGUGCAGGUCUGAGUCCUGAAGGACACCGUGCAGUGCCAGAACAGUCCACUCCAGAGGAGGGGGAGAGUGGGGAGACCCACUGGACACAAGUACAGACGUACCACGAGGUGGUUGAACCAGCUGCUGGGGUACCAACAUUAGAGGACGAUGUUCAGAUGCUUGUCAUUCACCACGAGGACACCACCCUCUCAGAAACCACGGACCAAAGAUCAGCCACAACUGAUAAGGAAACGGUAGACAGAACUAAAUCUGAAUCCAAAAUGUCGGAAGGAACCGUGAAGACGGUAACCUCACAAGCAACACAAGCAGGACAGUCUGUGUCGGAUGUAGAGUCAUCAAAACAGAGCGUCGGUAGUAAGCCAGGAGUAGCAAAGUUACCUGCAGAGACUGAGGAAUCUGACGUGCCUCAGUCUGAGGUUACAGGAUCUGUGAUGUCAGCGGCUUCUCCUGAGGCUCAGCACAGGGAGGAGGAGGGAGAAGAAGAGGGAGAAGAUGAUGGAGAAGAAGAGGAAGAGGCAGAGGAAGGCGAGGAAGUGAUGGAGCAGGGGGAAGAUGAAGAUGCUGAUGAUGAAGAUGAUGGCAAAGAUGAUGAUGAAGAUGAUGAUGAUGGGGAUGAUGAAGAUGAUUAACUGAUCCUGACAGGUGAUGGAGCAAAAGGAUGAAAAUGAUGGUGAAGAUGAUGAUGAAGACAGACGAUGGUUACUGAUCCAUAUCAUUAGAAAGUGAAAGAAGACACUUUCAUCU
Molecule: messenger RNA, 3751 nt
Organism: Branchiostoma belcheri (Belcher's lancelet)
Lineage: Eukaryota; Metazoa; Chordata; Leptocardii; Amphioxiformes; Branchiostomatidae
Product: HEAT repeat-containing protein 4-like
Exons: 14
Coding region: 28-3636 (1202 amino acids)
Biological process (GO): peptidyl-hypusine biosynthetic process
Molecular function (GO): deoxyhypusine monooxygenase activity
Source: RefSeq, a predicted model, not a curated record